Molecule: messenger RNA, 1066 nt
Organism: Triticum urartu
Lineage: Eukaryota; Viridiplantae; Streptophyta; Magnoliopsida; Poales; Poaceae
Source: RefSeq, a predicted model, not a curated record
GACAUCUCCUAUGAGGACAGCUCGUUCCGGGUCACCAAUGUCGAGCUCUCACACAGCACCUGCGACGCCAAGCUCCAAGUCAACGUCUCCUCCGACCUUGGCCUCGCGCCCUUCAGCAUCAGCGCCGCCAACCGGGAGCUCUUCUUCCUGUACGACUGCAUCGACCUGCAGGCGGCGCAGCAGCCACCUACGCAAUGGGCGCCCUUGAACUGCGACAGCAACUCGUUCGCGUGGCUUGCCGGGGGUUACAAGCUCGACGACAAAUGGCCGCUGGUGCCGGGGAACUGCUCGGUGUCGAUGAUGGCGCCGGUGAUGGGGUACCCGGGGGCGACCGCGGCGAACUACCACAAGCUGAUGGAGCGCGGGUUUCGUCUCGAGUACACGGCCGGCGAGUGCACAGCGUGCAGGGACACCGGUGGGCUUUGCCGGAUCAACACCACCUACGACAUCUUCGAUUGCCAAUGUCCCAGCGGCAUGUCUGACGGCCCCUUAAUCUGCGGUGAUGAAUUCAUCAUCCCCGCAGAAAAAGGUAAUCGAUUCAACUCGUUUUUACCUCUUUAAACCAUCUCAUAUGCCAUGUAUACUACUAGUUCAAACCCACGUUUAAAAAAUAAGACUAGGUGCACAAUUUUGUCACAAAAAGAUAGACUUUAUUCAGGAAAAUUACAGAAUAAUUUCGGGAUUCCAAAUUUCGAGUCAUUUCAGGGAGGCGCAAAUUAAAUAUGUCGACAUUCCAAAUUGUAAACCCUCCCUUUGCCCUUCCAAAUCUUAAACCAAUUGAUUGACACAAUUUUUUUUUAUUUGGGUCGGUUGAUUGGUUUCUAGCCAUUCGAAAGAAAAUAAAUGCUAGAUGGGUGUCUUCAAUCUCCAGAUGCGUGUCUUCAAUGUCCAGACAGCCCUCUUCCACACCUCUAACUGCCAAGCCAUCGCAGGCCUAACCGCCUGCUACCAUCGCCUGCAACCGGCGUGCUCCCACGUUGCGCUGCUCUGCCCUCCCUCAAACCGCCGUGCUGCCGCCGCCCCACCUCUAACCCUGGUCAUGAACCAUUUUUUCGAUGAACCUGUA